Messenger RNA from Brassica rapa (field mustard), 703 nucleotides. Its product is annotated as photosystem I reaction center subunit V, chloroplastic. Gene Ontology annotation, biological process: photosynthesis. Gene Ontology annotation, cellular component: photosystem I; chloroplast thylakoid membrane. Lineage: Eukaryota; Viridiplantae; Streptophyta; Magnoliopsida; Brassicales; Brassicaceae. The record is from RefSeq and is a predicted model, not a curated record.
CAAGAAGAUCAUAAAGGUAAAACCACUCAUUCUCUCUUUCGCUAAAGCUCUCCAAAAGAAGAAGAAGAAGAUAACAUGGCGACAAGCGCAUCUGCUCUGCUCACACCCACAACUUUCUCCACUGUAAUCUCCCAGAAAAACCCAAACUCCAUCUCAUUCCACGGCCUCCGUCCUCUCCGCCUGGGUGGCUCCUCCUCCUCCUCCUUACCCAAGCUAUCCACCACCGCCGGAAGAAGAUCUUCCUCCGCCGUCGUGAGAGCCGAGCUCAGCCCAUCCGUCGUUAUAAGCCUCAGCACUGGUCUCUCCCUCUUCCUUGGUCGGUUCGUCUUCUUCAACUUCCAGAGAGAGAAUGUGGCCAAACAGGUUCCGGAGCAGAACGGCAAAACCCACUUCGAAGCCGGAGAUGAUCGUGCCAAGGAAUACGUCAGCCUCUUGAAAUCGAACGACCCUGUUGGAUUCAACAUCGUCGAUGUUCUUGCUUGGGGUUCUAUUGGUCACAUCGUUGCUUACUAUGUCUUGGCCACUUCUAGCAAUGGCUACGAUCCUAGCUUCUUUGGCUGAUUCUCUCCCUUGUUUAUGUACUUGUAUCUCAAGCUACCUAAUGUUUUCUCUUAUCUAUGUUUCUUCCACCUCUAUUGUUAUUGUCUAGAACAUUAAUCUCUCUUCGUUGCAACAUUUAAAAAUAUUUCGUCAUCUAGAGAUA